AAUCCUGGAUUUUUGGCACCGAAAAUAGUCGGGCGGGCGCGCGGUGGAACCGCUAGGGCGGCAGCGCAGUGCGUGUCGCUCCGCCGUGUGAACAGCCCGCUCGUGAGGCCAGUAACUGGCGUAUUUUUUCGACCGGACCGUAAAGACACAAACCCGCCACCAUGGACGCGAUCAAGAAGAAGAUGCAGGCGAUGAAGCUGGAGAAGGACAAUGCCAUGGACAAGGCUGACACCUGCGAACAGCAGGCUAGGGAUGCUAACCUCCGUGCCGAGAAGGUUAAUGAGGAAGUCCGUGAACUCCAGAAGAAGCUCGCGCAGGUGGAAGAGGACCUUACCCUCAACAAGAACAAACUGGACCAGGCCAACAAAGACUUGGAGGAGAAAGAGAAAACCCUCGCUGCCACCGAAGCUGAGGUUGCCUCUCAGAACAGAAAAGUCCAACAGAUUGAAGAGGACUUAGAAAAGUCUGAAGAAAGAUCUGGCACAGCCCAGCAGAAGCUCCUUGAAGCCCAGCAGUCGGCUGACGAGAAUAACCGUAUGUGCAAAGUAUUAGAGAACAGAGCGCAGCAAGAUGAGGAGCGUAUGGACCAACUCACAAACCAACUGAAGGAGGCUCGUCUCCUGGCUGAGGAUGCCGACGGCAAAUCCGAUGAAGUAUCACGUAAGCUGGCCUUCGUUGAAGACGAGCUCGAAGUGGCUGAGGACCGUGUCAAGUCUGGUGACGCCAAGAUCUCAGAACUUGAGGAAGAAUUAAAGGUUGUAGGUAACUCCUUAAAAUCCCUGGAAGUCUCAGAAGAGAAGGCCAACCAGCGCGUUGAAGAAUUCAAGAAACAACUGAAGACCCUAACCAGCAAACUGAAGGAGGCUGAGGCUCGCGCUGAGUUCGCUGAGAAGACCGUCAAGAAGUUGCAGAAGGAGGUUGACAGGCUCGAAGAUGAGCUGGGCAUUAACAAGGACCGAUACAAGAGUUUGGCCGACGAGAUGGACUCCACGUUCGCCGAGCUGGCCGGAUACUAAACACGCGCACUCCGCACCCAAAACACACAUACAUUCACAAACAUUCUGUACAACACGCAACAGUCAACAGUACCUGCGGCCCUACGGUCGCCUGAUAGUCACACAACACUACACAAACGGCCAUACACGUGAUGUAAUGAUAUUUAUUAAUAUUUUAUGUAAAUUUAUUUACGAUUUUCAAUAAAAUUAAUUUAUAACA
This is a messenger RNA of Achroia grisella, 1215 nucleotides long. RefSeq names its product tropomyosin-1 (gene Tm2). The coding region runs from base 162 to 1016 and encodes 284 amino acids. The record is from RefSeq and is a predicted model, not a curated record. Gene Ontology annotation, molecular function: actin filament binding. Lineage: Eukaryota; Metazoa; Arthropoda; Insecta; Lepidoptera; Pyralidae. The transcript has 7 exons. Gene Ontology annotation, cellular component: actin filament. Gene Ontology annotation, biological process: actin filament organization; muscle contraction.